ACGCCGCCUCGCGUAGUCACUCUGAAACUGGCAGCUGACAAGUUCGUACUCAACUCAUUAAAAAAAAAAAUCACGUCGAAAAAGCAGAUUACCAACGUAUAGAGUAUCCAUCGAUAUAAAUUUCAUUGUUUAUAUUACCACCCGACGUGAAUAAGUGAACAAAACGCGUCAAUUGCGGUGUCUGUACCCCGAGAAAGUGCAUUAAACACCAAUCGACGGUACGAAAAGGCGACGUAGGUGUGCGUCAGUUAACUACAAACACGGAGUCACUCGACAAAUAUAACACUCGAGGUGAAUUUCGUCGGAGUAGAGAUAAUAAGAUUGAAAAUAAAUAUAAAUAUCAACAGACUUGAAGUUUCGAGAAUAAUAGCCACCGGUGAAGAGGAGUGCAAGUACUGUCUGUCGAGAUGGCGUUUAUGAUGCCUGUUGUUAAAAAUGAGUGGGAUAUUUACAAAACUAACCGGAGCAGACGCUCCUCGGAGUGCUCUAAUCCCCAGGCAUGUCGGAGUCGGAAGGUAUCGGAGUGUUCAAAAUCCGAAGGGCCAUCGUUGUCAACCUCCCCCGGCUCCGACUUCCUCACAUCCCCAGCGCAUCGCUCUGUUCCAAUGUCUUCACGCCACUUCUCAAGAACCUCAUCGCGAGCAUCUCAGAGCUCGCUGCAGAGCCCCAGCAAGAGCACCGGCUCGUCACCCCCCAAAACCGGAAGUUCAAAUUCUCUGAAUAAAUUUCAUAAUCGUCUCGUUGAUAAACUCAAGCGAUCGUUGAGGAAGAACGACGACACAUCGGAGGAUCAGCGUAAUCUCUCGUGAAAUAGUCAAGGGGUUUUGGGCCGUCCACCCGUAUGCGGCUCAAAGCCUAUUGAUAUCCGACGAACCUCAACACCGGGAAAUUCGAUGACAGAGACGAAUUCGUGCGCGGUGACGCGGUCUUGUCCGGAUCCUUCUGUGGGCUGGUAGGGGAACAUGUCGGGAAAACGGAGAAUGCAAAUGUGACUUGGACUGGGGUUAUGGCAAGAUGAUGAAUGUCCUCUAGCCAUCUGAGCUGCAUGUUUUCAGAAUGCAAGACACAUCUUGAAGAUUGAUGCAGGCAUAUACAUCAUCACGAAGGGGUUCGCAUUGGAGAGGACUUCUGAAGAUCCUAGGAAUGGUGGUGACGAGUUGAGACAGUCAGGUUCAUGUCUGAAUUGUUCUCGUCAAAGACUGUUCACGAAAAAUUACGAAAUUUUGAAACUUAACGAUGAAUUUCUAGGGGAAUAAUCUGUCAUUCGCCUGGACUUGAUGGAGUUGUAUCUGUGUCAUGAGUAUUCUUUUCGACAUGCACCGAAUAUCGAUUAUCAUUGAAGAUGACUAUUGGGUGGCCACUGAACAAUGAUCUCUGUCAAGCACGAUGAACAUGCCAUGUCCCAGUCUAAUCUGAAUAUUACCGUAACGAAAGAAAAUCAAAUGCUGUGCAAAAUUAAUAACGAAAAUAUAUCGAGAUACAUUACGUCGGAAAUGUAAAUGGAAAGAUUGAAAUUCAGGCGACGCUAAGCUUUUGAGAGUGGAAUCUCUCUAGGGACCAGCCGCAGAAAAUUACUGGAGGAAAUUUUGAAAAAAUAUCGUUAAGCCACAGCCACCGCAGUAGGAAGUGGGAAACCCCCUGUUUUCCUGUCUCGAAACGUAUCCUUGAGCGAGUUUUCUCUCAAAACUCAAAUAAGCACCGGCAUUUUAGUUAUGUUUAUUGCUUCUGGAUGGGAAAAAUAACAUGACCUAAAAGUUGGAUUUUUUUUUCAAUUCAAAUAAAGAUGGCACGCGCGAAAAAAAUUCAAAGAAAAACCUACCAAAUUUGCU
This is a messenger RNA of Diachasma alloeum, 1829 nucleotides long. RefSeq lists its product as uncharacterized. The record is from RefSeq and is a predicted model, not a curated record. Bases 408 to 809 code for a protein of 133 amino acids. NCBI's taxonomy places the organism in Eukaryota, Metazoa, Arthropoda, Insecta, Hymenoptera, Braconidae. The transcript is spliced from 2 exons.